Symbiodinium natans is the source of this 1395-nucleotide messenger RNA. NCBI's taxonomy places the organism in Eukaryota, Dinophyceae, Suessiales, Symbiodiniaceae. The record is from the annotation of a GenBank genome assembly.
AUGCUGCGGCUAAUGGGCCUCGUUGUGUGGAUGAGCAAGGCCGAGAUGAGCUCCUGGGACUACACGCGCCAGGACAGCUCCUGGGGGCGCCUCUGCGUCGGCCACUUUCAGAGCCCGAUCGACAUCGAGCCCAAGCACGCGGUGCAGGGUGACUUCGAGAUCCGCAUGCUGUAUCGCCCCUUGCGGCUACAGGACGUGGAGUCGGCGGGUGUGGACCCGGAUGGCGUGCCGCGCAUUCGGUUCAAGCAAGGGCACCCUGUGGGGAAGGUGCAGAUCGGCAGCGGCUACGGCGACUUCGACGAGUACAGCCUCUCGGCGAUCGAGGUCCACGCCCCCAGCGAGCACACGCUGCGCGAGGCCAGCUGGGCCCUGGAGGUGCAGCUCUGGCAUGAUCCCAUGCCGGUGAGCCGCACGGACAAGCUCCAGCAGCACACACAGGAGCUGCUGGAGGAAUUGCAGGACUCCGACAACCGCUUCGCCGCCCUGGAGCGGUCCCAGGCCACGCUCCGGAAGCAGCUCAAUGGCGAGGCCACCCCGUGGACCGGCAAAGCCAACGAGGGUGCCGGGGUGCAACAGGCCGAGGACUGGGUCGAUGCGGCCAAGGCCGACAUCUCCGAAGUCAGCAAGCUUCUCCAGCAGGACAUGAAGGGUGUCACCCAACGUGCCAUGAAACUCCAGGAGGAGGUCAAGGGCCUCGUCACAGCGCAGAAGCGCCGCUUUGCGGGCUUCCGAGUGGCCCUGUCCUUGUUCAUCCUCCGGGCAUCACCGGUCUUCCUGGGUGAGAUGAAUGGCACGGCCACCUCGUUGGUGAGGUGGCUCUCGCAGGCCCUUGCCGCCAACAAGGACUCGGACUCUGCCGCCUUGGAGCUCGAGGCCGUCAUCGGCAGCGGCAAGGACCUCUACAGCUACGAAGGCAGUGUGCCUCGGCCCCCGUGCACGCCCAACGUGCGCUGGUUUGUGCUAGGAGACCCGCAGCCUUCUGACAUCGAGCAGCUCUCGAUCCUGCUCAAGGAGACGCAGCUCGCAGGACGCGUGCACGGCAACGCGCGGCAGGUGCAGCCUUUCGGCCCGUCCAGGAGGCUGCAAGUCGUGCAGACCAACUGGAAGGUCUUCGAAGCGCCUGUGAUAGUCGCGGCGGAGUCGAUGUCUCCGGGAAGGCAAAAGAUGAUCCUUAUCGAGAGAUACUGCAAGGUCUUUGUCCUGUGCUCCGUCUUUCUGAUCUGCACGCCGCUCUUCUUCCGCAUCUACAACAGCUGCCAAGAGGACGACGAGGACACGGGCUGGGAUGCCUCGCCCAUGUCGCCCACGUCGCCCAUGGUUCGGCCACCGAGUCUCGAAGGGGCUGAUGGCAGGAGGGUGGAAAUGGUCUUCACGGAGUUCUCAAAGCACACCUGA